Molecule: messenger RNA, 2548 nt
Organism: Monodelphis domestica (gray short-tailed opossum)
Lineage: Eukaryota; Metazoa; Chordata; Mammalia; Didelphimorphia; Didelphidae
Gene: ARHGEF25
Product: Rho guanine nucleotide exchange factor 25
Biological process (GO): axon guidance
Cellular component (GO): cytoplasm; plasma membrane; extrinsic component of membrane
Molecular function (GO): guanyl-nucleotide exchange factor activity
Source: RefSeq, a predicted model, not a curated record
CCUCGGUCCUGAGACCUCCGAACAGGGUCUAAGUCCAGCAUGAAGCCCCCAGACCGCCCUACCUCGGGCCGCACUGACCGGAUGCUGGGGGCUAUGGGGGGCAUGCUGCGCGCAUGCGCCCUGCCCGAGACUGAGGGGCCCAGCCCCAAGCGACCCCAGAGACAGAGCUGGAGCUGCAGCCGCAUCCCGGCCCAGGCCCCACCCGGACUGGACCAUUGGACGCCCGGACCCCGGGGCGGAGAGGGCUCGGGAGACCCUCUUCACCCAGCUCCGCAUCCCGACAGCCCUGGGCCGCCCCUGCCCCAGACCCCCUGGCCCUUCUGCAGAUAAGACGUCCAUCCAGCCCUAGACAUCCCCUCUGCCUUCGUUUCCCUCCCCCCUCUCCCAGCCCAGACCUGGGGGGGAGGGAGCGGGGUGUGCGCCCGGCGCCGUUCCCGCCCCGCCCCCCGUGAUUCCCUCUGCAUGGCCGGCCCGGGUGGGGGGUCUGGGGGGGCCCAGGCACCAUGCGGGAGGGUCACCGGGGGGGUCGUUGUGCCUGUCCCCACGUGAUCCGCAAAGUGCUGGCAAAAUGCGGCUGCUGCUUCUCCCGGGGGGGUCGCGAGUCCUAUUCCAUUGCUGGCAGUGAAGGCAGUGUCUCUGCUUCUGUUGCCUCUGUCUUGGUCCCCACUUCUGUCCCUAGCUCUGGACUCAGCUCUGGUCCCUGCUCCCCUGGACCUCCAGGGCCAGUCAGUGGCCUGAGGAGGUGGUUGGACCACUCUAGACACUGCCUCAGUGUGGAAACUGAGACAGACAAUGACCAGGCAGGACCAUGUCAGGGAUGGAUUCGGGAGUCAACUCUAGCCUCAGGGGAGGAACUACCAGAACUGACCCUCCUGACCACUUUACUGGAGGGACCUGGAGACAGGACCCAGGAAGGUACAACUUCUCAGCCCCCAGAGGAAACUCUCUCUCAGACUACAGAAAGUGAGGAAGAACAAAGGAGGAGGGCUUUGGACAGGAGUAUGUAUGUCCUGAGUGAACUGGUAGAAACAGAGAAAAUGUACGUGGAGGACUUGGGGCAGAUUGUGGAGGGCUACAUGGCAACCAUGACAGCCCAGGGCAUCCCUGAAAGUCUCCGAGGCCGGGACAGGAUUGUGUUUGGGAAUAUCCAACAAAUCUACGAAUGGCACAGAGAUUACUUCCUUCAAGAACUACAGAAAUGUCUUCAGGAUCCUGACUGGCUGGCACAGCUCUUCAUUAAGCAUGAGAGGCGGCUACACAUGUAUGUUAUUUACUGCCAGAACAAACCGAAGUCUGAGCAUGUCAUGUCCGAAUUUGGAGAUAAUUACUUUGAGGAGCUCCGUCAGCAGCUCGGUCACCGCCUUCAGCUGAACGAUCUUCUCAUCAAACCUGUACAGAGAAUCAUGAAGUACCAGCUGCUACUCAAGGAUUUCCUGAAAUAUUAUAGCAAAGCCAAGAAGGAUACCGCAGAGCUUGAGCGUGCAGUAGAAGUCAUGUGCUUUGUGCCCAAACGCUGCAAUGACAUGAUGAGUCUGGGGAGACUUCGAGGCUUCGAGGGCAAGCUGACCACCCAGGGGAAGCUCCUGGGUCAGGACACAUUCUGGGUUACUGAGCCCGAAGCAGGGGGGCUGCUCCCUGCCCGGGGGCGAGAACGCAGAGUCUUCCUCUUUGAGCAAAUCAUCAUCUUCAGCGAGGCCCUUGGGGGAGGGAUCAGGGGUGGGGCACAACCUGGAUAUGUCUAUAAGAACAGCAUCAAGGUCAGCUGUCUGGGCCUAGAGAAGAACACUCAGGGGGAUCCCUGCCGGUUUACCUUGACCUCAAGGGGCCCAGAGGGUGGUGUCCAGCGAUACGUUCUCCAGGCGGCAGACCCAACGGUCAGCGAGGCUUGGACGCGGCAUGUGGCCCAGAUCCUGGAAAGUCAGAGGAACUUCCUCAAUGCACUGCAGUCACCGAUUGAGUACCAGCGACGGGAGAGCCAGACCAACAGCUUGGGAAGGAUAGGAGGGUCUGGGGGGAGCCCUGGACGAUCCCGGCUCGGGGACCGAGCCCCGGUCAGCACACACCCCCCCAUCAAUGGUUCCCUUCCUUCUCUGUUGCUGCCCCCAGGAGGGGUGGCUGAGCACCCCCGGCCUCAGAUUGAACAGGCCCCUCCUGCACCUGAAGACCCUAUCUGCCAGGCCCGGCUGGCCAAGCUGGACGAAGAUGAGCUCUGACUGGCGACGGCACCUUUGGGGGUGCCGGAUGAGGCCCCUCUCCUGGGCACUGUCUUUGAACUAACUCCUCCCGAAUCUUCGGCUCCACACAGAGGGCUGGGCUGGGUGGAACGGAUGGCCAUGGGGACGAGUUAAGGAAGAUUUUCCAUCCUUCCAGAUUGUUUCUCUACUCUGGGGAUCCAGAUUCCCUCCACUUUCCCCCAUAUGCAAUGUAUCGCUUGAGUCCCAAGAAAGCAAGCCGUGUGGGUGGCUGGGUGGCCAAUGGAGCAGGGGAUGGAAUGGAUUGAUUUCUUUUCAUUUGUCUGCUUCCUGAGAAUAAAGGUUUUGCUCUAUUA